This is a messenger RNA of Rhodamnia argentea, 1579 nucleotides long. Its product is annotated as UDP-glycosyltransferase 87A1-like. Bases 11 to 1402 code for a protein of 463 amino acids. The transcript has 2 exons. The record is from RefSeq and is a predicted model, not a curated record. Lineage: Eukaryota; Viridiplantae; Streptophyta; Magnoliopsida; Myrtales; Myrtaceae. Gene Ontology annotation, molecular function: UDP-glycosyltransferase activity.
UCUUGAGUCGAUGGAUCUCUCGCGGUGGCAGGCCGGGGCGGCGAGGGCGGUGCAUGUGAUGGCAGUUCCGUAUCCGGGAAGAGGGCAUGUAAACCCCAUGAUGAACUUCUGCAAGCUCCUCGCGUCGGCGGCCCCCGACGUUCUCAUCACUUUCGUGGUGACCGAAGAGUGGCUCGGGUUUCUCGGGUCCGAGCCGAAGCCCGAUGCCGUCCGAUUUGCCACCAUACCCGAUGUCAUACCGUCCGAGCGAGUCCGCGCGGAGAACUUCCCCGUGUUCAUAGAGGCCGUGAUGACGAAGAUGGAGGCUCCUGUGGAGCAACUCCUCGACCGCCUUGAGCGGCCGGUGACCACCAUCUUGGCCGACACGUACCUUUUCUGGGCGGUUCGGAUCGGGAACAAGAGGAGGAUCCCGGUGGGAUCGUUCUGGACCAUGUCGGUCUCGGUGUUCUCGGUGUUCUACCACUUUAACCUCCUUGUUCAGAACAACCAUUUCCCCAUUGAUCUGGCAGAACGGGGAGAUGAGCUCGUAAACUACAUACCAGGACUUCCGCCGACCCGAUUAGUCGAUCUUCCGACAUUCUUCGAAAGUAGAGGCAGAGCAACCUUGGGUAGAGCACUGGAAUGCUUCCCUUGGGUGCCGAAAGCUCAGUAUGUCAUCUUCACCACCUGCUAUGUGCUCGAAGGUCGCGUCGUCGACGCUCUCAAAGCUGAGCUUUCGCUCCCAAUUUACACUGUCGGACCUUUAGUACCUUACUUGGAACUCAAGACUACAUCCUCCCCGUCGGCAUCUCAAAACGAUCGCCCCGAUUACUUUCGGUGGCUAGACUCCCAACCGGAAGCCUCCGUCCUGUACAUUUCUCUGGGGAGCUUCCUAUCGGUCUCGAGCGACCAAAUGGAGGAGCUCGCGGCCGGCGUGCAGAGCAGCGGAGUCCCGUUCCUGUGGGUGAGCCGAUAUGGCGAUACUUGGGUCGAAGACGGGGUUUCCGGCGAUAGGGGCCUGGUGGUGCCCUGGUGCGAUCAGUUGAAGGUGCUGAGCCACCCUUCGGUCGGAGGGUUCUGGACGCACUGCGGGCAGAACUCCAUUCUGGAAGCCGUCUUCGCCGGUGUACCGAUGCUGGCCUUCCCGAUCUUUUGGGAUCAAAUUCCCAACGGUAAGCAGGUGGAGCAGGACUGGAAGAUUGGUUGGAGGGUGAAGAAGACGAGGGAUGAGCUGGUGUCGAGACAAGUCAUUGCCGAGAAUGUCCGGAGGUUCAUGGACUUGGACGGCGAGGAUGGGAAGGAAGUCAGGAAGAGAGCGACCGAGCUCCAGCGAGCUUGCGGCGAAGCGGUCGCGAAAGGCGGGUCGUCUUACUCCGACGUCGAUGCUUUCAUCGGCCGCAUGUCGGAGAAAAUAACGUGCUAAUGCAAGAACCCGGGGACUCUCGCGUGCCAGCGAUUCGGGAUCUCUCAAUUGAACAAAGCGCUCGGCUGCAAAAAAUCGAGGGAAGUGCAAUUCCGGCGCGUGAUUGCCGGUUGCGGCUUUCGAUCAUUAUUUGUACUACUGUGUUUCUUUGAUCAUCAUGAAUUGAAUUUUGUUCCC